Messenger RNA from Angiostrongylus costaricensis, 2367 nucleotides. The record is from the annotation of a GenBank genome assembly. Lineage: Eukaryota; Metazoa; Nematoda; Chromadorea; Rhabditida; Metastrongylidae.
AUGACGGAUUCAAAGUAUUUCACUACGACCAAGAAGGGUGAGAUCUUUGAACUCAAAACUGAGUUGAACUCAGAUAAGAAGGAGAAAAAACGCGAAGCUGUGAAGAAGGUGAUAGCCAGCAUGACUGUGGGUAAGGACGUAAGUGCCUUAUUCCCGGAUGUCGUUAACUGCAUGCAGACGGAUAAUGUCGAAUUGAAGAAGCUCGUCUACUUGUAUCUUAUGAACUAUGCGAAGAGUCAACCGGAUCUUGCGAUCAUGGCCGUCAAUACUUUUGUUAAGGACUGUGAAGAUCCAAAUCCUCUUAUCCGAGCCCUAGCAGUACGUACAAUGGGAUGUAUUCGUGUGGAAAAGAUUACAGAGUAUUUAUGCGAACCCUUACGCAAAUGUAUGAAGGAUGAGGAUCCUUAUGUACGUAAAACAGCAGCAGUGUGUGUAGCAAAACUUCAUGAUAUGAAUCCGAAACUAGUGGAAGAACAAGGGUUUGUCGAACUUCUGAACGAUUUGCUCUCCGAUGCAAAUCCAAUGGUUGUCGCAAAUGCUGUAGCUGCUCUAACUGAAAUAAAUGAGCAGAGACCACUAAUAGAGGUAAAUAGUCAGAUGGUGAACAAACUGUUAACGGCGCUUAACGAAUGUACUGAAUGGGGACAGGUUUUCAUUUUGGAUGCGCUCGCUGGUUAUCGACCUCGUGAUGAACGAGAAGCUCAGAACAUUUGCGAGCGGAUCUCUCCUCGCCUUGCCCAUGCUAAUGCGGCUGUCGUGCUCUCUACUGUUAAAGUCUUGAUGAAAUUGGUUGAUAUGCUCCCACCAGAUUCGGAGUUUAUUAAUCAGCUAACGAAAAAACUCGCUCCGCCAAUGGUAACCCUUUUGUCUGCGGAACCGGAGAUACAGUAUGUGGCUCUACGAAACAUUAACUUAAUUGUUCAAAAGAGACCAGAUAUUUUAAAACAAGAGAUGAAGGUUUUUUUUGUUAAAUACAACGAUCCCAUCUAUGUCAAAAUGGAAAAGUUGGAUAUUAUGAUUCGUCUGGCCCAGCAAAACAAUAUCGCCCAGGUGCUCAGUGAACUGAAGGAAUAUGCUACUGAAGUUGACGUAGACUUCGUUCGUAAGUCAGUUCGUGCUAUCGGUCGAUGCGCCAUAAAAGUUGAAACAAGUAGCGAGCGGUGUGUUGCAACUCUUUUGGAACUUAUACAAACAAAAGUGAAUUACGUUGUCCAGGAAGCUGUCGUUGUUAUCAAGGACAUUUUUCGAAAGUACCCAAAUCGCUAUGAGAGUAUCAUCUCGACAUUGUGUGAGAAUCUGGAUACAUUGGACGAACCUGAAGCCAGGGCAUCCAUGAUUUGGAUCAUUGGAGAAUAUGCUGAAAGAAUAGAUAACGCGGAUGAGUUGUUAGAGAGCUUUGUUGAAGGAUUCCAUGACGAGAAUACGCAGGUACAACUUCAGUUGCUUACGGCUGUAGUGAAAUUGUUCUUGAAACGACCUACUGACACACAACAGUUGGUGCAACGUGUUUUAUCUCUUGCUACACAAGACAGCGACAAUCCGGAUCUAAGAGAUCGUGGAUACAUCUAUUGGCGUCUGCUAUCGGCAGACCCUGCUGCGGCGAAGCAAGUAGUGUUAGCCGAGAAACCACUCAUCUCAGAGGAAACAGAUUUACUAGAACCAUCACUACUCGAUCAACUUGUUUGCCAUAUAGGAAGUCUGGCAUCCGUCUAUCAUAAGCCACCUUCCUCGUUCGUUGAUGGUGCUAGACAACCACUGCGUACAGGAAUUGGUUACACUAAUGGUCAUCCAUCCAUCGACUCUAAUAGUGGAUCAGUUUCCACUGUAGCGCAUAAUACUGUGCCAACGGUGAUUCCUUCUCAAGAUACUCUCAUCGCUGACCUUCUUUCGCUUGAUAUUUCAGCACCAAUGAGUGGGCAAAUUAAUAGUAUACCAGGAUUGACUGGACCUUCUGUUCCCGAAGCAGUACCUUCUCUUGCUACCAGCACUGGAUUUGAUCCACUAGCGAAUCUCGGUUUAGGUGUUCCACCUGCUCAGACAACUCUCCCUUCCACAUUGAGCGGUCUUGGCGACAUCUUCAGUGGAUCUAUGGGAAUGACAGGAACACCCAGUUCAGGAUACCAAGCACCAAAACAGUUGUGGCUUGAUGCGGCUCGAGCAAAAGCACGUGCAAUGCAAGCUCUUUCUGGAUUUGCUAUCCAAUUCAACAGGAACUCAUUUGGACUGAUUCCAGCUGAGCCGCUAAAGGUUCCUUCUCCACUCGUGCCUGGACAAAGCGCCAAUGUUGUUCUGCGAUGCGUCACUACUGGUGGUGUACAGAAGAUGGAACCACUCACAAACCUUCAGGUGAUUUCAUUAAUUGAAUAG